GUUAAGUCUCACCCGCACUAUCCAUGAAAAUAGAAACACGUGCAUCGUUGUGAAUACAUAACCUAAAACUUAAACCAAAUUAAUAGCAAAGCAAUGGGCUCAUCAUAAUUUUUAAAUAAAAAAAAAUUGUUUAAAUCAUCGCCGACAAUAUUAAAAAACUAUAAUAAUAAUGGGAUUAACAAAACAGUACUUGCGUUUUGCUCCUUCUGGAAAUUUAAACAUAAUUUCAAGUUCAAAAUGUAACGUCGUGUUUGUUACAUUAGAAGGCAAGGAUGGUAGAUUUGUUGCUGCUGGUGCAUGUGAAAAUGUUGUUAUUUGGGAUUUUAAUAUUCGAGAAAAGGCUCAAGUGUUAAGUGGAGAUAAGGCUGAGGUUACUCAAUUAGCAGCAUCACCGAAUAAGCGUCAUAUUGCUGUUGGUUAUGCCGACGGUACAAUUAAAACUUUUGAUUUACGUUCAGGAGAGAACAUCAGUAUUUUUGUGGGACAUAAAUCAGAAAUUACCACGCUGGCUUAUGACUCUUUAGGCCAUCGCUUAGCUUCUGGUUCUAAGGACACAGAUAUUAUUGUUUGGGAUGUUGUAGCAGAAACUGGAAUCUGUCGCUUAGCAGGACACAAAGGAGUAGUUACUAAAGUAUCAUUCAUGAAAGAAAAUAAUAUUCUGAUAAGUGCAUCCAAAGAUACUUUAGUUAAAUUCUGGGAUCUUGAUACGGAGUACAAUUUCCAUACGCUCGUAGGACACAGGUCUGAAGUCUGGGGAUUUUGUCUGGUUAAAAAUGAUAAAUACUUAGUUACAGGAUGUAAUGACAUUGAAUUACGUGUUUGGAAAAUAUUUAACGUUGAAAAUAAUGAAGAUGAUAAUCCACUAAACAUAAACUCGUUAAAUAUUAACGAAGAGGAAGCAAUUGAUGUUAAUUAUCCACUGAGAUGUGAAAAAAUUGGCAGUAUCUUACGCGCUGGUCGCGGUCGCGUCAUUUCACUAACUACUGAUGCUACUAACGACAUUAUUGCCUGUCAUGGAAAUGGAAAUAGCGUAGAAUUAUUUUAUAUGAUUCCUGAAGAUCAAGUUACUAAAAAAACAACCAAGCGACUUAAUAAAGAGAAGAAAAAAGCGCUCAAUGCUGGCAAAGAUGAAGCGAGUAUUUUUUUGGAAGCUUCUUCAACUCUUCAUGAUGAAGUCAGACGACUUGUGACGAUAAAUGCUACUAGCAAAGUUAAAUCAGUUGACUUAGUUUUGGGUGGCGGUGGUGAAGUUCGUGUGUGUGUUGGGCUCAAUACAAAUUCUUUAGAACUUUACUCAUUAUCUGCCAAUGAUGAAAGGAAACUUAAAAAUAAAAAAGAUGAAGAAAAUAAUGUUAUGUUAAAAUACUCGAUCUCGCUACAAGGACAUCGUACUGAUGUUCGGGCUGUUUGUUUCAGUUCAGACAAUUCGGCUUUUGCAACUGCUAGUGGAGAAUCUAUUAAAUUAUGGGAGAGAUCAACCUUGACUUGUGUAAAAACUGUUGGUUGUGGAUAUGUCUUAACGCUUACGUUUGUACCUGGUGACAGACAUAUUAUUGCUGGAAUGAAGGAUGGUAAGAUUUUGAUCAUUGAUAUAUCGAAUGGUGAUAUUCUUGAAGAAAUUCCGGCACAUCAACAAGACUUAUGGAGUGUCGCUUUAUUUCCCAAUUUGAAAGGGAUUGCCAGCGGCGGGCUUGAUAAAACUGUUAAGUUUUGGAAUUUUGAACUCAUAGAUGAUACAACAAAAGAAACAAAAUGCAAAGUAUUGUCAUUGAUCCACUCAAAUACAUUAAAUUUAGAAGAAGGUGUACUGUGUGUAAAAAUCACGCCCAAUAACAAGUACAUAGCAGUUUCACUUUUAGAUUCUACAGUUAAAAUUUUUUAUUUCGACACUCUCAAGUUUUUUAUAUCUUUGUAUGGUCAUAAAUUACCGGUUCUUUGUAUGGACAUUUCUAGUGAUUCAACGCUUAUUGCCACUGGAUCUGCUGAUAGAAAUAUUAAAAUUUGGGGAAUGGACUUUGGUGACUGUCAUAAAUCGUUGUUUGCUCACGAUGAUUCUGUAAUGGGUCUUUGUUUUGUCCCAAAAACACAUUAUUUGUUUACUUGCAGUAAGGAUGGAAAAGUCAAAGAGUGGGACGCGGAUAAUUUCCAAAAAAUUAUAACUCUUCAAGGGCAUUUCGGCGAAGCUUGGUGUUGUGCUGUAUCGCCGAAUGGUGUAUUCGUAGUAUCCUGUGGUGCUGAUAAAGUCAUAAGGCUAUAUGAAAAAACAUCAGAGCCUUUAGUUUUAGAGGAUGAAGCUGAAGAAGAACGUGAAAGACAAGAAAAUGAGCUAGCUACAGGCGAAAUUACAGCAGUACCAGGACAGAAACAACAAUUAUUGCCUUCACGCAAGACGGUUAACAGUGAAAAAGCGGCGGAAUUGAUUCUUGAAUGUUUGGAUGUAAUCAAAGAAUAUAAUAAAGAACUAGAAAAUGUAAAGCCUCCAAAUGCAGCACCACCUUUACCGCCAAUAAUGCAAGCGUACAAAUGUAAAACUACUGAUGAAUAUUUAUUGGAAACAUUUAAGCGAAUUAGAGCAAGUGACAUGGAAGAAACUCUUUUACUUCUACCUUAUGCUGAUGCAUGCGAAAUUCUUGAAUAUCUUCCGAGGCUAUUGAAGAGUGAUUAUCAGACAGAAUUAUUGGUUCGAUUGGCACUGACUCUCAUUCAAGCGCAUCAUGAACCAAUAGUAGCGACUUCAACUAUGUUACCGAUUUUGGAAGAAGUCAGAGAUUUAGCUAUGAGUAAAAUAACUAAACUAAGGGAUACUGUUGGUUACAACCUUCAUGGGAUGGCAUUUCUACAACGUAAGUUGGAAGAAAAUGAGGGAGUUAAGUUAUUCCACGACGCAACGAAAAAGAGGAAAAAUAAACUUAAAAAUAAAAAAAGUAAAGAACAAGCAUUGAAACGUGCCAUAUUGGCAUUAUGAUCUAAGUGUUUAUGAUUCGACGUUUUAAUAAAUUGUGUAAAAAA
Cotesia glomerata is the source of this 3009-nucleotide messenger RNA. Its product is annotated as WD repeat-containing protein 3. The transcript is spliced from 10 exons. The record is from RefSeq and is a predicted model, not a curated record. NCBI's taxonomy places the organism in Eukaryota, Metazoa, Arthropoda, Insecta, Hymenoptera, Braconidae. Gene Ontology annotation, cellular component: Pwp2p-containing subcomplex of 90S preribosome; small-subunit processome. Gene Ontology annotation, molecular function: snoRNA binding; protein binding. Gene Ontology annotation, biological process: maturation of SSU-rRNA. Bases 170 to 2965 code for a protein of 931 amino acids.